Molecule: messenger RNA, 2100 nt
Organism: Mytilus trossulus (common blue mussel)
Lineage: Eukaryota; Metazoa; Mollusca; Bivalvia; Mytilida; Mytilidae
Exons: 2
Coding region: 728-1579 (283 amino acids)
Source: RefSeq, a predicted model, not a curated record
AAACUCCUGCAUCGUUUGUUCCCGAGGCCUAGUUACAUGUACGGACCUCGCAGAAAAUGAACUGAAACUUGUGUUUGAUAAUAAAGUAUAGAGAGUAAUUGCUGCUAAGUUGUACACUAUUUACUUUGGUAACGUCGUCGUUUCAUACUAGUGCUUACUGAAAAAAUACAGAAUUACAAACUCAUUUUAAAGGUUGAAAUAUGAUAAGAAGAAGAAAUCGAAGGCCAAUGUUAUAUUAUAACAAUAUUGAGACUGGGAUGGUUUGAUUGAUAUAUACUGGAUAUGUUACGUAAAAUGAUUGUAUACAGUUACCCAAUGCACACAAGUGGAUAUGUAAACGAUUCUAAAGAAGAAAAUCACCCCUAUCCCGGUCUAUUUUUCUGAAAAAAUGACAUGUAACUAUUGUCUUCAUAGAAAGUUGUUAUUGAUCGUUUAGUUUCAGAACAACGGAUAAUUAUGGAAAUCAGAGAACGAUUUCAAAUGCAUGCAGCGUAAAUCCAGAUAAAAUACGUCAACUGCAACAAAUAAGCCAUAUUGACGAAAGUUAAACUGAAAACAAAUCUGCAUUCAUUUUCAUGGGGACAUUGAUCGAACAAACUGAUUAGCACAAUUUACACAACUUAUUGGAAAAACUAAUUGAGUGUCUCCAUCGUUCCAAAUAAUUCUUCAUAUUAAGGCUGGAAUGUUGUCUUAGAAAGAUGCUAUUCCACAUAAACGUUAAAAUGAUAUGAGUAUGAAACAGAAGUAUAACAAUAUGAUGUUCAAAAGAUUUCAUACUCGACCACUCGGACAUAUUGUACCAGAAAGCAGGGUUGAACUUCAAGUGGAAAAGGCUCUUUUUAAAACUAACAUGCGUUUGCUCUCUGACAUGAUCACCACAGGCAGACAUCCCCAGACCUUAUAUAGUCCCUAUUAUCAACAGGAACAGACACAUAAUUUACAAAAGCGUCUUUUUCAGACGAGAAGUGAAAGGCUUCACAAAGUAAACGAUGCUGAGUACCAGGCUAAAUACACAACAACCAUUCAAGACAGGGUUGUGAGUGCCGAUCAAACAAGGCUUGAUACAUUACGAUUGCUUCAAUAUCAAACACCCAUUUGUGACAGGCAUUAUAGACAUGAUCGAAUGACAAAUAAUAAUGCGCACUGUGAUGUGUUAGGUCCAUAUUAUUGUACAGACUGUAUUCAGUUAAAAAAGAGAAAAACAAGCGCAAAAACUCAUCAGAACAAUUUUCCAAACAUUGAGGUGCAUCCAAGAAGUCUUGUAGCCCCAGACAAAAUUGACAGAGUUCUUAUGUCAAGAGAAAAACUAUUACUGAACGGUUAUAUGUCUCCUGUUAUGAAACCCGAAAUCCAAGCGACUUACGAUGAAAAUUUUUAUCUUCCAGUUUAUACCGAAAACGAGAUACACGAAAGACUUCGCAAUUCGCUUAGAGAUAAAAGUUCAUGCAGUUCACCUCGUAGUCCAAGGUCACCUUUGACAACAUACCGAAGUUCAGUACCAAAAGGACUGUCUGCAUCAUCUAGUACUUUACCUUCGGAGAUGAAAGUGUCUGUGACGUUUGCACCAAAUAAAUGGUAACUGUAUUGACAUUUUGAAAUUAAAAACCAUUAAGGAAAUGGGUGCAUACAUUUGUGAACUCGCUGAUUUUAAUUGAAUCCCGAAAGAACUAGACAGAGUAAGUGCAUCUCGUGCAAUUUAGUUCCUCCAUCGUGUAAAUACGCAUAACCAAACAUUUGACAUUUAGUUGCUGAAACAUAUGCAAUAUCUUAUUUAAACUUUAAAUGGACUAAAAAUCUGUCCUUCAGUUUUUCUUUUGAAAUGAUACGUUAUUAGGACUCUAUUGGUUUCUAAGUCAGGAUCGAGCCCGCAGUUCAGUGUUUGUCCUUAUAGUUCAUGUCUUUUAUAUUUGUUUUUUAAGUAAAUUGCAUUGUUAUAAAUGUGGCAUUGUAAAGAGAAAUAUAAUAGAUUGUUGAUAUGUCACUUUCAACGCACUAAUGUAAUAAAAAAGCCGGAGUACCAGGAGAAAACCAUCGCCCUUCGCCUUCCGCAGGAGAACUUUACAGCACAUUCAUUUCAGUCAGUAUGUAGCUAAUGGUAAU